AUGGAGAUAGACAGAACUCUUUACAUUUCUAACUUACCACCUGACAUCUCAGAUGUUAUUGUUUAUGAGCUUUUCCUUCAGGCAGGUCCUGUAGAAAGUGUUUCUCUUAAAGGAGGUUAUGGUUUUGUAACAUUCGAAGAUGAAGAAUCAGUGUUGUAUUCAUGUUCCCUUUUUGAAGGCGUAAGGCUAUACAAUUACGAGCUCAAAAUUAAACCACGCCAGGGAUCUAAGUUUGCGGACAUUCCCAUCAAACAGUAUCCUCCUUAUGCUUUUGAUAACCAACCUCCUACAUGUUCUGAAUCUGGUUACGAUCGUCAUCGCGGUUACGAUCGACCGGAUGAUAGAAAUAGAUAUCCCCCAAUUGCCUUUCCUUCAAUUCCCUAUACGCAUGAGCCGCGAGGAUACUCUGGAUUUCCGGUUCUUUCUAGUAAAAUGCCACUUUUGGCUACCCCAUCCAGUAGCCGAAGGAGAUUUCGCGAACCACCGCCCCUUGUUCAUGAUCGCCGUUAUCGUCCUUAUUGA
Rodentolepis nana is the source of this 522-nucleotide messenger RNA. NCBI's taxonomy places the organism in Eukaryota, Metazoa, Platyhelminthes, Cestoda, Cyclophyllidea, Hymenolepididae. The record is from the annotation of a GenBank genome assembly.